Danaus plexippus (monarch butterfly) is the source of this 3151-nucleotide messenger RNA. RefSeq names its product sphingosine kinase 1-like. Gene Ontology annotation, biological process: sphingosine biosynthetic process. The transcript is spliced from 3 exons. The coding region runs from base 9 to 1853 and encodes 614 amino acids. The record is from RefSeq and is a predicted model, not a curated record. Gene Ontology annotation, cellular component: intracellular membrane-bounded organelle; cytoplasm; membrane. NCBI's taxonomy places the organism in Eukaryota, Metazoa, Arthropoda, Insecta, Lepidoptera, Nymphalidae.
UUGGUUUAAUGGCCUUGUAUUUGGCAGUUAUGGCGCAACCAAAGCUAAGUGAGGACGUGUAUAACGUCAAAAGUGGUGACAAUGCCGUUUCAAAAGAGACAGUUUACCUUGAAGAAACAUUUUAUAUUCGUUUAAAAAAGAAAACACCAUUUCGCGUAAGAUUAACCUCUAAGAGAUUGUCUUUAAUAAAAGACGAUUCAUCAAAAGAACAAACGAUACCCUUGCAAGACAUUAUUGGAAGUAAAUGUAUGAGAAGCAAAAGACGGCGCGUUGGUGCUGGUUCUUGUGUUUGCAGGUCAUUUGUGGGUAAACCUCCACUGAAAGUCGUUGAUGAGGAUAGCGGUGACCUUGAUGAAAAUGAUAUAAGUGCAUAUCUUUAUAUUUACGCUUAUAAUUUAAAGCGCAGCCGCCGUUCUCUUAAGCGAGAGCGGACAACAAUAACAUUGCAGUUUCGAUCGUAUGAUAAAUAUGAAGAUAAUAACAGAGAAGCGCAAAGGUGGCGAAAUACAAUUAAAUGUUUGAUAGCAAACGAACCGAUAACAAAUGUGGUGCCGCAAAACGAUAAGAAACUUUUAAUACUUAUAAAUCCGAAAUCCGGUUCAGGUAAGGCCGUCGAACUAUUUCAAGCUAAAGUUGCGACUAUCUUAAACGAAGCUGAGAUUCCUUACUACCUUCGCGUGACUGAAAGUGCUCAAUAUGCUCGUGAUUAUAUUCGCACGAGGGAUGUUUACGGCUGGCGCGGUGUUGUAGCGGUGGGCGGUGAUGGCGUCUUGUUCGAAAUUUUAAAUGGCAUGUUCGAGCGACUUGAUUGGCAACAGGCUCUUGCUGAAGUUCCCUUGGCUAUCAUUCCAUGUGGCUCUGGAAACGGUUUAGCAAGGACCAUUUGCCACCACUAUAACGAACCGUAUAUAACCCACAACCUCACUGGACUGUCGAUGGCAUUAGUGAGAGGAAAAACAGCAAACAUGGACGUCGUCCGAGUUGAAACCAAAACUAAAAUAAUGUAUUCCUUUUUAUCUGUCGGCUGGGGUCUGCUUGCGGACAUCGACAUUGAAAGCGAAAAAUUAAGAGUGAUCGGUGGCCAAAGAUUUACUCUUUGGGCAUUAGCUAGAUUGAUCGGAUUGAGAAAGUAUAAAGGCGUGAUACACUACGCAAGAAUAAAAGAUGUGAGCAAUUUGCCAAAACCUAAACUUCCGCUCACAAUAAGUCACAGCGUAAGCCACGACGGCGAAUUGGAUUCCCCUGACACAGAAGACUUCGUCGAUUGUUACGAGAACUCGGAAACAUUGACGAAUGUCGUGAACGGUAAGCGACAUAAGCGGGUUGACUCGUGGCAUUCGACUAAUUCAAGGCGGAGUACAUUCUACAGCACGAGGGGAUCGGAAUAUCAUAGCGUGACGAGCAGCGGUUCAGAGAUGCGAUCUCCCGUUCACGCGUGCAUGCACGGCCCAGCAUCACAUUUGCCGUCACUAAUGUCCCAAUUACCAUCCCACUGGGAGCGUGAGGAAGGCGAAUUCGUAAUGGCCUACGUUUCCUAUCAAGCAUACAUCGGUGAAGAUUUAUUAUUCGCCCCACGUUCCCAGCUGUCCGAUGGGGUCAUGUGGCUUCUGAUUAUUAAAGCGGGAAUAACGAGAUCUCAAAUAUUCUCAUUCCUCAUGGGAAUGAGCCACGGCAGUCACUCGGAAAUAAACGGUGAAUAUAUCAAAAUGAUACCAGUUAGUGCAUUCAGAUUAGUGCCAGAGGGCCCGAAUGGUUACAUAACUGUUGAUGGAGAGCUGGUCGAAUAUGGACCCAUUCAGGCUGAAAUAUUCCCAAAUAUAGUAAAUUUAUUAGUACCUACGAAUAAUCUUUAGAUUGUUUUCAGUUUGAAUGACUUAUGAAGUUUGAGUGAAGUCGACGAGAGAGUUAAGUGCAAUAAAUGUUAAAAAUGUCGUAAAAAAUAUAUUUAUUAGUAAAAUGGUUGUGCCUGAAACAGUUAAUACCAAAGUAAAAAGCUGAUUUUUAAAAACUAAGCCAUUACAUAAUAAUUGUGAUCUAUAUUUAUAUCCGUUUUAAAGUUUUGCAGUGAGUUUCUUUAGAGGCAGAAGAUGUGAUAAUAUUUUUUAAGAUAAAAAAAAAAUUCUAUAAACAAAAAACCAUCAAAAUGAUGACUAGUCAACAAAUAUCGGAACGUACAUAUGCAGCAGUGCCAAAUAUUCUGCACUAUAAUUUUUACAAGGAAUUGAUUAAUUGUUGUUAUAUUGAUAAUAAUGUUAACGGAAACAUGAAAUAUUCUUAUUGAUUGCUCAAAGAUGGGGCACUUGUUAAAAGUAACAUUUUCCAGUAACAUGACUAUAUAUACUGUGAAAGUAACAGUAUUGCCAUAUACAUUUUUAGUUAAGGUCAAUAUAUAUUUAUUGAUUAAUUCAAUUCCUACAAUUAUCCUAAAUAAUAAUAUAUUAUGUUUCAUUAAUAAUAAUAAAUUAAGUAAAUAAUAAGUAGCAGCUGCAUAAAUAAAUGUAUUUAUUAUUUCAUGAAAUAUACUUAUUUAACAGUAUUUUUUAUAAUAUUAUGGAGUUUAUCUGUCUGUGAUAAUGUACUUCGCCAUAAAUUUAGUGUCAGUAAACCCCAUAAAUUGAGCCUAAUUUGAUUGAUAUUGUCCUUUCAGUAUGCAAUACUUUGUGUAAUUCGCACAAAAACUUCUUCAAAAGACUUAUAUAAUAAAAAUGUUUAUGUUUUUAAUCUUUUCAGAGUCUAAAUUUUCUUUAAAUAAUUAUUUUUGGAUAGAUAAAUAAGCAAGAAAUGUAUUACUAUGCAAGAUAUUGUUUUUUUUGCCAAAAAAAAAAAAUAAAACAACAAGGUGAUAGAUGUUAUCUUGUAAUGUGUUAAGCUUCAAUAUUUUUUCAGGCGCACACUUUUAAUGUAUUGUUUUUAUUUUAUAAAUGUUUAAAUAGUUUUUAAUAAAGUUGUAUGUAUGUCAAGUUAAUAUCCACAUUACAUGGGUUUUAUGGUACCUCUUAUUUUUAAUACUUAUGUUGAUUGAAUAUUAUUUUAUAAGUUUCCUACAUUCCGGAAAUAUUCCUACUCAUUAAUAAAAAUAUUCCAAUUAGCUUUAUAAUGAAAUGAAUUUUAAAUGACAAAUGAUGUCAAUAAAUGGUUAUGAUUGGAAAAA